AUGGUGCACAACGCUGCUGCCGGAAUGUCGGGAUUGCCGCCUGGAGCAGUCCAGCAAAGGAUCGAAGAAUGGGCAACUCCCACCAAAAGCCCCCAUGAACGGUUAGCCCUGCUUUCCGAAAUGGCGAAGAAGGAGAUUCGCAGGGCUCAGAUUGACUAUCCAGGUAUGCCAGCGCUGGAGCAGGCAUUCGUCAAGGUUCUCGAAGAAACGCUGUUCUAUAGCACUCCAGAUAGCAUGGAAUCGCUACGAAAAGUCGCAGAGAGCCAGUUUGCCGCGGAUAUUGAGACUCUUUCUUUCUGUGGAUUGCAAUUUACGACCAACACAGCGGCUCAGAAGAAGCACUUCUAUGUCGGCUCUCAGAAACUGGCGUGGAAAGAUGUAGUACAGCAUGGCCAAGAACAGUCUCAAUUUCGAAAGUCAGGCAAGUACUUGAAGCAACUCACUAGCCUGCUAGCUCGCUUCCCUCGUCUCCGCAAUAUUAGCUACUAUCCUAUACCCCAGGGUCAAGAUCUCGGCCAUUGGACUGACCGUACAGUCUGGUCUAACUUGUCGGACUGGAAACAUGGAACGAAGAGCAAAGUCAAGUCUUGGGAGCGCGUUGACGAGCACCUUUACAGCAGCGACUUCUCAGCGCCCGAUUUGAAGGAGCUUUUCGCAGCCUUGAGCGCAUCGAAUGUAACUUUGGAGACUUUCGCAACACCUUUUGCAGGGAACGUAGCAUAUUGGCACUCCAUCAGCGCCCAUAAUCUUCUGUCAAUUGACGCAUCGCACCGUGCAUCAGUCUUGAAGGAUCUGAAGCAUUUCAGUUGCAACAUCCAGCAGUUCGUAGAGGGUGGUGCUGUAGUGCAAGAUCUACUUCGUUCGUCCCCUAAUUUGGAGACUCUAGACCUCUCACUUUUUGCCGACCACGUUCCAGAGCAGAGGUAUAUCGAGGACGAGGAAUUCAUCAAUCCGUUCAUGAAAAACCCCCUGGGGUUGGGCACCGUUCCUUUGCCGAAGCUCCGGGAUCUACGCUUGACGUUUGACCUCGGGCUGUACACGCGGGUAGAAGACAUCCUUCGUGUUUUCACAGAAGAAGAAAACGGUCUUCGCGGUAUCCGCAAGCUAGGAUUGGCCUACGUAACUCUCUCAAAGGGCAAAAUUCUUGAUUUGGAAACAUUAUGGAUUAUCAGUCCUCGCGAGGGAAGCAAUGCAGGGCGUUCGAUACAGGGGUCAACCAUCCCAAAAGAAGUCCUGAAGAGUGCGGCGAAAACGGUGAAAGUUCACCACGAUUUCAAGCCCUUCGAGCAUAAUUGGAUCAGGAAGGGAGAGCACGCUCUAUACCAGAGCUUUACGAUCUUUGAGUAA
Molecule: messenger RNA, 1347 nt
Organism: Mytilinidion resinicola
Lineage: Eukaryota; Fungi; Ascomycota; Dothideomycetes; Mytilinidiales; Mytilinidiaceae
Exons: 2
Coding region: 1-1347 (448 amino acids)
Source: RefSeq, a predicted model, not a curated record